Messenger RNA from Mycena citricolor, 2023 nucleotides. NCBI's taxonomy places the organism in Eukaryota, Fungi, Basidiomycota, Agaricomycetes, Agaricales, Mycenaceae. The record is from the annotation of a GenBank genome assembly.
GCCACUUCCACACCGCUCAUCUUACCUCAUCCGAGGAGCAUGUUUUUGCCUCUCUUGUCGGGACCGCCAAUACGUCCGAAAACCUGGGGAAGCUCUAACAAGUCUCCCUACCAACCGGCUAUGAAUCGCAUCAUCGCAUGGCCCGUGACCGCGAGCCGCCUAUCAUUCUCUUUCCGAGUCCCUUCUCUCUUCUCUUCUUUAGACAUCCGUUAACGCGCUCCCUGAAUCAUUUUUCCUGUCCUCCUUUCCCUUCUUCCUUUCCCAUGCGGACAAGUGCGACUUGGAACAGGAACAGUUAUGGACGACGCUGAGCUCAUGCUGGAACUGAACAGCAAUUACUCACUCAGCGCCAUCUCCUUCGCGAUCCUCUUCUACGACUACUUCCUCACGCUCCAGAGCGAGAUCGAGCGAUACUGGCCGCGGGCUCGGCACAGAUGGAGCUGGAACUGGGCGUCGAUCCUCUACUUCGCCAACCGCUACGGAACUCUGCUCGGCAACGUCCCUGUCGUCGUGCAUUACCUCUGGAGUGCUGAGCCCACGGCCCACAAGGAAAAAGUGAGCGAUCCAUCUCAUUGCCAUUGUGGGUUCUGUCUCCUCACGCACAGGACGCAGAUAUGCCACCUACUGGAGAGCUACCACGAGUACUACAUCGUCGGCUCGCAGGUCAUCGUGGGAACGAUGCUUCUCCUGCGGACAUACGCGCUCUACGGCCAGAACCGAUGCGUGCUGGGGUUCCUCCUAUUGGUCGGGGCGGCUGUAGUCGUCUGCGGCGUGUACGGCACCGUCUUCCUCGGCAGCCCCGGCAGCCACGAAGCAAACAUCCCGCUCGAAUUCGGCUGCGACUAUCCCAUCAACCGCAAACAGGCCAACGGCGCGAUGUUCGCCUGGGCCGCCAUGGGCGUCUUCGACGUCGUCAUCUUCCUCCUGACGGUGUUCCGCGCGAUCCGGAUGCGGGCCCGCGGGGACCACAUGUGCUUGCUGACGCUGCUUCUUCGCGACGCUGACGGCGCGGCCCUCGCAGGCUCGAUAUACUUCGGGGUCAUGGUGCUGCUCAAUCUGUCGAAUCUGCUGACAUAUGUUUACGCUCAGGUCUGCCUCCCUCUCGACGCUCGAUUUCAAAUCACGCUUAUUUUCCAGAAGUACACCCGCGGAGUAGCCACGACAUUCAUGAACAUAAUGUCAUCGGUCAUGAUUUCUCGAUUGAUGCUGAACAUCCGCGACCCUGCCUUGUCGUCUCCGAUUCUGGGCCACUCCGACACGCCGUGCGAUACCACAGAAAUCACGAGGGGUGCCAUGUUAUCCACGGUUCUGUCGGCGGAGGAGAGCGAAGGAACCGGUUCGGCUUGAUCGCUACAAUAGUCAUUCCUGUCAUUGCGUCACCUCAAUCAUUCACAAGCUCCUCAGUUCCGCCCAAACACAUUUGCCGGGUCUCUGGUUAUUGGGCCAGAUCAACCCAGAGGCAGAACAGUGACCAAGCCGAGAAAAGAUCGGAGCCUUUGCUGUUGUCCGGUCGACGCGUCGUGCACUGGUGCAUGGGGUGAAGUGAAGUUUGCGCAGAUCCUUACGUUUACGUAAGUAUCCGCUCGGACAUUCGGACUACUCGAUAUUCGGAGCCGCAGACUCGGCUCUCAUCACUGUCACGUCAUGUAAGGCCCCCAAAUGUAAUUGUGCGCGCUGAAAGAGUCAACGGGGGGAUUACCUCGGCGUGAGAUCACUUUCUUAUGAGUGCCCGUGGAACAAGCGUCAACGCGGCAGACAUCCAACGGCCGUCCAAGCUAUUGAGCUGUGGAAGAUAUCGGCGUGCAUUUACUGCAAUGGGCUGUGGGCAUCGUCCGCUCCUGUUGAGUACGGAAAGAAGUCGGGAUAUGAGAAUACUGUAGAUUUGUUGAAAAUUAUAGAUGAAGACUGAACCAGGCUCAAGGGUAAGGCAGAUUUCAGCCAGAAAAAAAAGACAGCUAUUCAGAUCAUACUUAACAGACACGUAUGGAUCCAUCAUAAUUCAUAAUGCAUAAUUCAUACUUUG